CGGAUGUGUUCCGAUCUCGCGUCUCGAGUCCUCUCGAGUGAUUAGUGCUCACGAUACGCUAUCGAGUGUGGUGCUGUGCUGUGGAUUUAGAUAUAGUGUUACGUGCACGUGUGUAAGUUUACGUUGAUAAACGAAAUCCAGUUCAUACAAGUGCGACCGAUAACCCGACUUUGGAUUAUUAAAACUAAUAUAAUGUGAUACGUGUGCAGAGGAGAGGAGUCUACGUUAACUUCUAAAAUUUUGGUGGAAGAUGCGGUGGCGAGGCGUGCGUGAGGUCAGCACGUGAGAGCCGCCCAGCAUGGCGCCGCACGAGGCGCUGUUUCUGCUGCUUUGCCUCGUGCGCUGCGACACCAAGACCGUGCUGCAGGACAAGCUGGCCGGCGUGCGCACGGUGGACGUGCAGGCUGUGGAGGGCAUGGUGGCGCAGUUCCCGUGCGAGCUGGGCACGGCCGCCAACGACAAGGUGUACAUGGUAUUCUGGUUCCGCGACGACGCCGGCAUCCCCUUGUACAGCUUCGACGUGCGCGGCAAGCACCUGUCGGAGGCGCGGCACUGGUCGGCGCCCGAGGUGUUCGGGCCGCGCGCGCACUUCUCCACCUCGCCACCGCCCGCAUCGCUGCUGGUGCGGGACGUCAAGCGGCGCGACGAGGGCGUGUACCGCUGCCGCGUGGACUUCCGCAACACGCAGACCACCAGCUUCCGCUACAACCUCACCGUCGUCGUUCCACCGGAGAAGCCCGUGGUGGUAGACCGGUGGGGGCGGGUCAUCAACGCCACCACGCUCGGCCCUCACGAAGAAGGCGAUGACGUACUCCUCACCUGCCGAGUCCUUGGAGGUCGCCCCGAGCCCUCGGUGCGCUGGCUGGUGAACGGCGUGCUGGUGGAUGAGGAGUACGAGCACAACACGGGUGACGUCAUCGAGAACCGCCUGCUGUGGCCGGCCAUCCGCCGCGCCGACUACGCCGCCGUGUUCACGUGCCAGGCCGCCAACUCACACUUGGUCCCACCGAAGGAGGUUUCGCUGGUGCUGGACAUGUUUCUGCGGCCACUGACGGUGGAGAUCAAGAAGCCGACGGAGACGGGCGAGGGCGGCGUGCUGACGGCGGAGCGGCGCUACGAGGUGGCGUGCGAGUCGGCCGGCAGCCGCCCGCCCGCCGCCGUCACGUGGCAUAAGGGCAAGCGGCAGCUCAAGAGGAUAACGGAGGAGCUACGCGACAACCUUACGGUGAGCGUGAUGAGCUUCGUGCCAACGUUAGACGACGACGGCAAGCCCAUCACUUGCCGCGCGGAAAAUCCCAACGUCACCUCGCUGUAUCUCGAGACCUCGUGGACCAUCAGUGUCGUGUAUCCCCCAGUAGUGAAGCUAAGGCUAGGCAGCUCGCUGGCGGCGGGCGACAUCAAAGAGGGAGACGACGUGUACUUCGAGUGCCACGUCAGAGCCAACCCGCCCGCCAGGAAGCUGUCCUGGCUACAUGACGACCGGCAGCUGGCGCACAACGCCACGGCGCGCGUGUUCCACAGCAACCAGAGCCUGGUGCUGCAGAAGGUGACGCGCCACAGCAGCGGCCGCUACGCCUGCUCCGCGCUCAACGCCGAGGGGGAGACCGUCUCCAACGAGCUGCACUUCAGGGUCAAAUACGCGCCGUCGUGCCGCAGCGGCGGCGUGUCGGUGGUGGGCGCGGCGCGCGGCGAGUCCGUGGUCAUCGUGUGCGAGGUGGACGCCGACCCGCCCGCCGCCGUGUUCAAGUGGAAGUUCAACAACUCCGGCGAGACGCUGGACGUGGCCGCCGACCGCUACACGUCCAACGGCAGCGCCUCCAGCCUGAAAUACACGCCCGUAGCGGACCUGGAUUACGGCACGCUGUCGUGCGCCGCGUCCAACGAGGUCGGCACGCAGCUGGCGCCGUGCGUCUUCCAGAUGGUGGCGGCCGGCAAGCCGCACGCGCCGCGGAACUGCACGCUGUGGAACCAGACGGCGGACUCGGCGGAGGUGUCAUGCGUGGCGGGCUUCGACGGAGGCCUACCGCAACACUUCCUGCUCGAGGUCUACUCCGGCGGAGAAGACAAACCGAGGGUGAACCUGACGGCGGAGGAGCCCACGUGGACCGUGCGCGGCCUGGAGUGGGAAGUGCGCUUCCGGCUCGUGGCCGUGGCCGUCAACAGCAAGGGCCGCUCUGCCCCGGCGCGGCUCGACGACUUGCUGUUCCCGGACCCCGAGAAGAGGACAGCGUCGGAGGGCGCGCUGGGCGCGGGCGCGGCGGGCGUGGCGGGCGCGGCGGCGGCGGCCGCGGCGGCGCUGGCACUGGCGCUGGCGGCGUGGCGGGCCGCGCGACGGCGCCGCAAACCGCGGAAGCCGCCAGCGCCGCCACCCGAAAAGGCCGCCGAGCACGACGACGCCGAGCCCGACCUCAUACCCAACAACUACUGUGAAACGUCCAGCGCGCCGUGCUUGGCGGCCUCGUCGCCCGGACGGACGGCACCGGCGCCGCUCACCACACCGGCGAGCGGCGCGGCCGGCGCGUCGUGGCCGUGGGGCGCGCGCGGCGGCGCGGCGGGCGCGGCGCUGGGCCGCAGCACGUCGGCGUCGCUGCGGCCGGCGCCCGACCUCAGCGUGGACGCCAUCACGGAGAAGCUGCUGGACAACCGCAUCCCGGAGUCCUGCGUGUGAGCCGCGCCUCGCACCGGAGAGCCGGCGAGAUUUAUAAGUGCAUCUAUCUGGGUCAGUGUUCUACCGAUUUAGUACUGUGGGCGCUAUUUUGAAAAUUAUUAAAAAUUUUUUUCAUUGUUUACACCCAUAUAGCAGAGAGAAGCUCCUUCAUAAGAAAAACCUUACAAUUUUGUUUUACGUUUAGAGUGCGAAGUGUGAGAUUUUAUACCUACCUAAGAUUGCCAGUACGGUUUUCCAGUACUGUCACUAAAUGGCUAUUCUUUUAUACAAUAUGAAUAGAAGUUAACUUUCACGUGAUUGAAUAAGUAAAUGUAGGUAGAAAAUCUCACUGUUCCGAACAGUUUUUAUAAAAAUUUGAAGUGCAAUAAAAAUCAACAUGUACCUACACACCCAUCAAUCCAAAAUUCAACGAAAUAUAGUUUUAUCGUUAAAGUUGAAACUAAAUUCAAAAUUAUAACGAAAUCAGUGUUUACAGUAUUUUCAACCACAGUCAGUUGUAAUUCUUAACAAAAGGUAUGUAAGCCAGAGAUUUGCCACUUCAAGUCUGGCAGACUCCUUGCUCUCUGACUCGUAAGUCAGUCCCGAAGUUGUCGUAGUUUUAUUUCCGUCGGCCGGUGUGAAAGCCGCGAGGCUCUCGCGCCUCUAAUUAACCGUCUGCCUCCUUCGCGACCCUCGACCGACUCGACUACCAUUGUGCUUGACGGGGUCGCUCGAAGGUGAAGUACGUGGCAGUCUCCGCGACUUGCUCGACUUUUGUGAGGCCAUUCCAGCGAAUACAAACACGUGGAGUGUGGACACAAUACGGACGGACUUUGAUAGGCUCCAUUUAGCUUGUUCGCCGAUCACACGUUGUCACGCCGAACAGGCCGUUCCUUCUUUGUCCUAUGUAAAUGUUGUAGCUAACGCCAUCUUGCGGUCAUUCAUUGUGUGACUCGGAUAAGAAGAAUAUUCGGUUUAAGUGAUAGGUACGUUUUUUUUUAUUUUUUCAAUGUCCUCUUAGGUCAAACUAUAAUACUAUAAUUACUGACAGUUAAUAUAUAAUUCAUGUUUCGAGCCUCGAGUGUAUCUAUCUAUGUUAAUAAAGUUAAGAUAAGAUGAAAACGUUUCCAAUAGCAGUGAGGAUGGAAAACCGUGAAAUGUAGCAUAUACAUCCGUUUGCAGUACCUUCGAUGCUCAUGAUAUGAGUGACAUGUGAAACCUUGCAAUGUUUAUUUUUCAUAAAAGGUGAAACAUGUAAAUUAUUAUUGUUAUUUUCCACUAACGCCAAUGAGGCGUAUGCAUCACUCGGGGAACGAAGGCGUGAACUUUUUCUGUAUAAUUUCUGUCUAAACCUAUAGAAUAUUGUUACGAGCUCUUGCUUGAACCGAUUAUUCUGUACCUAAUUAAUGUUAAUUCGAAGACUAAGAUAAAUUAAAUAAAAUGAUCUAUCUGUUAUUUCGUUUAGAUAAAUCCUGUGAUGUAUAUAGUAGGUUGUAAGCGACUGAGUCUUUGCCACUUUUUUACAUGUCUAACUGAUUUGUCCAAUAACAAUAGAUAGACGGUCAUUAAUAUUUUGCCUGUGUAAAUAAACUUCGUUUCUUCUCCCGUGAUAUGCUGACCGCACACCCGUCCCCACACCCGUCCGCACACGCCGCGGAGGCACAGGCCUACUUCGAAUGAUGAGUUCAAAAUAUGCGAACGAGACUCCGCAAAGCUGUGAAAUUCUGUCAACCUGCUUGGCCCACCGUUUAACAUUUUGGCCACUUUCAUCCAUAGUUGCAUUAUAUCGAAUCAGUUCUAAGCUACUCAAAACAAAAGUGCCAAUGUCGUGUGGGUGGUGCGUGAUGUGCCCUGAUUCUCUAUAACGUUUGAAGACGUAAUCUGUGACAUAAAAUUCUAGUUUGUGAAGUGACUGAACUGAAGAGAUGUUUCAUACCUACACUUUGAAGAGUGCGGUAGCAAUGUUAUGGAGAUCUGGAUGGGCGUGCGACCAGCUCUAAUGUGUAAGGUCGGCUCGAGAGUGCUCGCUCGACUGCUGGCGCGUAGGAAGCGGAGUGGUGAAACACGGUAAUAUCUAUUUCUAAAUUUCUGCGUUAUUCUUUCUGUUUGUUUUUGUAUGUACUUUGAUCGCCCAAUUUGAGGGGCUUAUUUGAUUCGGUGGACUUCUGUUAAGUAACUUCUUCAAUAAUACAAAUAAUUGAGACUAGAUUGCAUAAAUCGUUUAAGUUUUGGGCUGUAUAUAUGUGUAUUAUGUUGUAUUCCAUAACAUGCAAACGAUUAUCAAAAAUAAAUGCUACUUACAAUGAACUGUUACAAACUAAAAUAUACGUACUGUGAAGUCGUGGGGGAAUGGGAAAAGAACGGAUCGGUCCUUUGCCUGACUUUUAAAUACUUAUGCAGGCGAACUUUGUAGUGCCUUUUGAAAUUGGUUUUUGUUAAAAGUAUUUUAUUUCACACGACGCGACGCCCGCAGCAAGUCGCCAAGUGUUGUAACUACUCAUACUCAAACACUCGAAGUUUCAUCUUACAAGAUUUCUUUCCCCUUCGAUGCAGUGAUUUCUAACAUUUCUUUUUCCGAGAACCUCCUGCGUAGUUCAUUCCGCGCUAAGUAUAAAACUUUAUUUAUCUCGCGAAUUUUCAUUUCAACAGACCUUAUGUUUUUCCAGCACUUCUAGUCUAACACUAUUCAAGAACUUCUGUGACUUCAAUAACAGUGAUGUCGGCCAACCUACACUGACUUAUGAUCGAGAGUUCUGAUAUGCUUUGAACGAAUCUAAAACAGAUAGGAUUACAUACUGAUGUUUUCUUCGGGUUCUUAUGAAAACUAUUACUAUUAUGUACCAAAAUCUGAACCGACAGGCUGUUUAUUAUAUAGAGAAGCUGUUCAUUACAUAAUGAUGCUUCUUUUCCAUCAAAGGAUGUAUUUUUUUGAGUUAUUCAAAGAGUUUGUAAUAGUUUUGUUUAGGUUUGAGAUUGUGUUUCACUACUUCACUUCACUACCUGUAUAGGAUACUGGCGAACCUGUGUGAUCGUGUACAGAGUUUGUGGCGGCGGUGAACCUACACUAUAAGAUGUAUUUCUACAUAUCUGGACAUCAUAAUGUUCAAUAUUUACUUCUACAUAUCUGGACAUCAUAUGAUUUACAAAAUAGUACUUCUAUUAGUAUAAGUAAGAACUAGUACUGUAAGCAUUCACUGACUUUCUAUUAUAUUGCAAACCUCGCUAUUGGUAUGGUUGCCACUCGUGGCUAAGCUGAUUCUUUAAAAAUCAGGUCACGUCCUAAGGAAAUUACAAAAAUACGAACUUAGCGAAUAUUUUCUGAGCUAAAUAAAUCAUUUCCUGUACCAAUAUUUUAAUAUUCCAUUUUUUAAACGAAGAAACGAUAUAUCUUUUAAUUAUAACUUUGUGCCUAGGUACGUAUUUACUUAAAUUUAGGCAUUUAAGUAAAUAAGUAUUUUACAAAAUAAGAUACGAUAUCAUUCCUCUUAUCAAAUUGAUUACAAAAUGUUGUAACCUUAUUACGUUUGCUCCGGUACUCGUGAGGCAAACAAAUCUGGAUGACCUUUCCUAGAUCCACCCCAAAGAGACAUUUUCGCUAAGGUUUAUUAUUGUAAUGCAUAGGUCAGCUAUUCAUACUGAGAAAUGAAAUGGUUUUUUUCCCUUUUUACUUCCCUACAUAAUCAUGAUUGUUGUGAUAUUUAUUGAAAUUAUUGUUAUAAGAUUAUUAUUAUUUGUCAUUGAUACGAGUGUGUUUUAUAAGUUGUAUUUCGCGUGGCCCGGAGGGACUUGAACAACUGAUAUGUCUCCUGGGGUAAGUCUUUCAAUAUAAAUGUUUAGCCACAUAACAAUCGAAUACUCUGAGCAACAUAUACCGGGUGUGAAAAGAAUAAAAAGUUUGGAUAGGUCACGUUUAUGGCAGUGAUCGAUUCUAUGUAAAUACUCCUAGAAGAAAGUUUUGAUUUUCUGUACAUAAUGUAACAAGUUGUCUGCUACAAAGAUUUAAAUCGUACAUAUGCUCUUGCCUUACUGGUUUAAAACGUACUUGCUGUGAAGUGCGUGAACUCACUUAGGUAUAUAUGAAUACUGCACGUCAAGUUGCCUAUUAUUGCACACGUAGUUCUUUAAAAUGAAGUCUAAUCCGAUCCUCAGACGAUUUACAGUAAAUCCUAGAGCAGUGCUGUCGCCAGCGCAUAUCUACGAUUGAAUUCUUGGGUCCGCACCACAGCACAGCACAUCGCCGUCGAGCUUUGUCCCUCAUCGACCGACUGACCUUUGUGAACAGUAGGAUAAUGUCUGAUAGGUAACUAAGUAGCUGUAAGCGAUUUGUUAAUAUAAAGUUUAAACAAACAACUCGAAGAGUUCGCGCUAAGUACUGUUGACUUAUUUAUUUUGGACGAGAUUAAAGGUUGUCUUGGAAGUACA
Messenger RNA from Pararge aegeria (speckled wood butterfly), 7069 nucleotides. It is a transcript of the gene side-II, whose product is annotated as nephrin. The coding region runs from base 299 to 2668 and encodes 789 amino acids. Gene Ontology annotation, molecular function: protein binding. The transcript has 17 exons. Lineage: Eukaryota; Metazoa; Arthropoda; Insecta; Lepidoptera; Nymphalidae. The record is from RefSeq and is a predicted model, not a curated record.